Molecule: messenger RNA, 4041 nt
Organism: Ruditapes philippinarum (Manila clam)
Lineage: Eukaryota; Metazoa; Mollusca; Bivalvia; Venerida; Veneridae
Product: E3 ubiquitin-protein ligase TRIM71-like
Exons: 2
Coding region: 187-1941 (584 amino acids)
Molecular function (GO): zinc ion binding
Source: RefSeq, a predicted model, not a curated record
GUGUAGGUUUAACUACUUUUUUAAUAACCCUUAUCAACUUUUCGCAUUCUUUACAGGUUUCCCCAUUUCUAUGUUUUUAUUUAUAUUCAUGUGGACUGUCUAAUCUGUGAAGCGUACACAAUACACAAGCGAUGUGUGUUAAACAUUUGGAAUAGGCUGAUGCUUAAAUAAAUAUCAAGGUAAAUAAUGGCUGUUCCUGGUAAAAAGGCAUCUCAAAAUUUCUCAUCUACACUAUCUCGAGGUGGUGCUGAAGAUUUUGACAUUUAUUGUCAAAUAUGUGAUAGAGAUGAUAUCAGACUUCCUGCCUUUGGUUACUGCGUAGAUUGUGAGGAACAUCUAUGUCAAUCUUGCUUCAACACUCACAGACGACCAAAACCACUACGCCAUCACCAACUUUUAGAUAAAGAUCACAUGCCACACAAACAAAAACUGAAAUCUACUUCAAGUCCACAGACAAGUGAUCUUACGAAGCCUUGUACUAAACACACCAAAGAAAUGAUCAAAUUCUACUGUCAUGACCAUAAUACACUUAUAUGUAGUGUAUGUGUGACACUUGAACACUCACCAACAUCCUGCCAUGUGGACUACAUACCAGAUAUAUCAGCACAGAUUAUAGACAGCAUCGAGUUCAAGGAAACUUUGAAAGAUAUUAAUAAAUUGACAGAUAAAUGCUCCCAGAUAACAAGUGACCUGAAACAAAAAGUUGCUAAAUCAACAACUUCUCUGAAAGAUGCUAUAGCAGAAAUUGAAAACUUCAGAAAAGAGAUAAACAAGAGAUUAGAUGAACUAGAAAAGGAGGUUAAAGAUACUGCUACAGCAAUCCAACAUGACAACAACGAAAAGUUGAAAACAACAGAAACAGCAUGUGGUGACAUCAACAAAUCACUUCAAGCAUCAGCUUAUACUCUGAAACAUCUCAAUUCAAACAAGAAAACUGACCAACUGUUUACUGAACUUAAGAUAGCUCAGCAAAUGAUUCAGGAUAAUAACAAUAUGAUAUCACAACUUACAACAAUCAAUGGCAUUGAUGACUACAAAUUUGAACCAAAUCAAGACAUCAAAAAAAUCCUUCAGAAUGAGAAAACUUUAGGAACAUUUAGCUCUAAAAAGCUUAAGCACCCAGCUGAACCAAAGAAUCAAGGUGCAGUAGCAGCGAAAAUGUCUACCCCUAGAACCAUUAAUGUUAAAACAUCGUUAGAUAAAGAGGAUUGCUGGAUUACUAGUAUUGCUGUUUCUCCUCAAAAUCAAUUGUUUGCUAUAGAUUUCAGCAAUGAAUUUAUAAAAAAGAUAGAUAUGAAAAGUGAACAUAUCAAAAGCCUAAAGGUUGGACCAGGACCGACAGAUCUUACAAUAAUCACAGCAGAUACAAUUGCUGUUACAUUUCCAGAAUUUAAAACAAUAAAGUUUUUUUCACUUUCAUCAGACUCACAUCCACUGAAGAACAAACUGAAGGUAGCUGGACAGUGUUAUGGUAUCAGUCAUCAUCAGGGAAAACUGGCAGUAACAUUUGAAAAACCUGGUAAACUACAAAUCAUGGAUCUGGAAGGUAAUACUGAAAUUACAGUUCAAAAAGAUUCUAAUGGUGACAACAUUUUCAGUCAACCUUGGUAUGUCACAACAAACAACCAUUCAAUCUAUGUAUCUGACUGUAGCAAUGAUGUAGUUCUACGAUUUAACUGGAAGGGAGAGAUGAUUGGAUUAGUAGGAAUUGAAGGAUCAACUGGUAUAACUCUGUUAGAUGAUGGUUCUCUCUUAGUGAAUGAUAGAAAUAAUAAGUGUAUACAUAGAGUAAGUGGUGACUGUAAAGACAGUAAAACUGUACUGGAGGAUUUAGAUCAUUCACAAGCUUUAUGUUGGUGUGCAGAAACCAGUACACUUUGUGUUAGUAGAUUUAACAAGCAAAGUGAUGAUAAUUAUAUCAAAUUGUAUAAAAUGAUGUAAAAGACAUGGCAAAACAUGGCAUGUCACUAACAAUGCGAUAAACACAUCAGAAAGGCAUCAUUCAUUGUUCAUUGAUAGGAAUUAUUGUAGCAUUAUGAUAUCACAUUUAACUUUUGUUUUGUUGAUUUAUGGAUGCACAGAGUAACAGAUUUUUGUUUACAAAAUAAGUAAUAUGUUUUAUAACUAUUUUGAAAUUGUGAAAAAUUAUAGCAGAAAACAAUUAUGUAUAAUGCAGAAUAUAUAUUGAUUGACACUAAAAUGCUCAAAAUACAGAACACUUUAAAUGUUGACCUAAUACAAAUGUUUCUGAACCUUUCCAGACAAAACGUUUUUUGUUGUUUUUUUGUUUUGUUUUUAACAGAAAAUAUGAAGGUAAAAAUAUGCUUCAGUGAUCAAUUUGUAGAAUUUUAUGUGAUAUAAAGAAAUGAUUUUAUUUUCUAUUGAGGUUUUGAUACACAAAAGUAAAAUUAUAACAAAUAUUAAGAUGUAACAUUAAUAUUGUGAUUUUGUAUGCAAAAAAAUGUAUCAAUUUUGCACACAAAAAGACAGAAGAAAGAGAAAAAAUGAAAAUGGGUUUGCAGUAUAUGUUAUAUUUUUCACUAUGCACUGCCAAUAGUCAACAUGUAUUUUAUAUUUGUCAAUCCCUUGAAUUGUUUGCUUCUUAGAAGAAAAACUGAUGAUAAGAAACAAUGGGACAGUAUGAUAUAAAAGAUAUGGGUUUUUGAUGCUUUGUAAAUUGUAUGCCAUGCAUCGCUAAAUUUAACAAUUUUAAAAGAAAUUUAAGUAUUGUGACUCUAAUCAUUUUUUUUUCAUGUGAAAUAAGAUUCAGCAUUUCUAAAAUUGUCAUUAAAAAUCAUUUUAAAGCAUAAUGCUAUAACCAGACCUCAAGGUAAUGAUAAUAUUUAAACAAAAAACAUUUUCUAUAAAAAUGUUUUUAGUUUUCAUAUUUUUAAUGCAGACAUUUUUUUAAGGCUUAGCAUGUUUUCUGAUAAAAUAAAAAUAAAAAUAAUAAUUAAAAUAAAUAUAUUAAAGAAUGCAAAAACAGGUGUUUUUCAAAAAUGUGCAUAAAAACAUCAAUGUUGAUGACACUUCUUAUUCAUAAUCUGUUUUUUGCAAACGUUCUAUAAUUCUAGAAAUUUGGAUAACCAAUAAUUGGAUGUUCUACACAUCAAAAUGAGUAAACAGAAUUUCAGGAAAUCAAACCUUAGUAAAAGUAAAUUCAGAGGUUUAGAAUUGUAUAAAUGUUCAUACUUCAUAUAUAACUAUACAAUGAAUUAAAGAUAUACUAUGCUCAUCCAUGAGUAAAAUAUUUUAAUCACAGAAAUUUAUUGAAAUCCAUGAAAUUCUAACUGAAUAUGUCUAAUAUGAAUAUAAGAAUGAAUAAACUAGGUAUAGGAAGCUGUGGUCCCUAUUACAUGUCAAGUAAAGUUGGACGUAUUUUCUUUAAAAAAAUGCCAAUUUUUUUUAAUGACACUAUAUUAUCAUAUUGUGACAACCUAUAGUGUGGAGGAUGUUAACAUAACAUAUCUACUUUGUGUAAAGUCAAAACAUGUUUAUUUAAUAUUCACAAAAGCAUUGUCAAUAUUUUCAUAUAUCAAAUUUGAGUAUAGUAUAUCUUUAAGCAAAAAUUUACUGAAUUUAUUAUUUACUAUUUUCAUCACCACAUUUUGGGGGAAAAUUGCAUAUUUGACUGAUAUAAGGUAAUAAUAUGUGAGGAAUAUAAGUGCAUUAUGAUAGCUGUAAUGAUUUUAUCUGUUCAUUUGACAACAACUUUCCUGUAUAUCGUAUGAGAGCCCAAACUGUUUUGAUUAAAACUAUAAUAGCCUGUUGGUGGCAACUGCUUAUAUCCAUGCAACCAGUGCAGACCAAGAUUAGCCAGUCAGUUAAGCUAACUGUGCCAUCUGAUCAUGGUCUGCACUGUUUACUAUUUAGGCAGAUGUAAUUUCAAAAGAUCCCUAUAAUGAUAAAUGGUGUUGUCCAGACUGAAAGAUGGAAAAGUCCAUUUAAGAUAUUCAGUGUGAUAAGGGUUAAUAGAAAAAUCCCUUUGACAAGUUUAAGACAAUAUUUUUGUUGUAUAUAGAAUAAUUGCAUUAAACAUUU